Cyprinus carpio (common carp) is the source of this 2313-nucleotide messenger RNA. RefSeq lists its product as uncharacterized. Gene Ontology annotation, biological process: interleukin-15-mediated signaling pathway; positive regulation of ERK1 and ERK2 cascade; T cell activation. Bases 116 to 1342 code for a protein of 408 amino acids. The record is from RefSeq and is a predicted model, not a curated record. Gene Ontology annotation, molecular function: protein tyrosine kinase binding; MHC class II protein binding. NCBI's taxonomy places the organism in Eukaryota, Metazoa, Chordata, Actinopteri, Cypriniformes, Cyprinidae. The transcript has 11 exons. Gene Ontology annotation, cellular component: external side of plasma membrane; membrane raft.
ACAAAAUGGUCAGUUGGUGAGAUCAGAGGAAGUUAACACCCACAGGGUGAGCUGAUGGUGUUAAAAGGAAGAGCUGUAAUUAUAGAGUGAAAAGAAAGACUGACAGAAACAGAAAAUGGCUGAUAAGCGUCACAUGUGUCUGCUGGGACUGAUCAUACUCUUUGCACUUCUCACAGGUAUCAGUGGAGUGGAUGAGACUACAGUGUUCAGCAGUUCUGGUGAAAAUGUCCGUCUGUCCUGUAAUAAUGCUCUUCCUGACUGCAAAUCAACUGUAUGGAUCUAUAGCAGACAUUCAGAGACAGUUGAACUGAUUGCUGGAGGAAUAAAGACUGACACAGAGAGACAUGAGAGACUGAGUCUGGACUCUGACUGCUCUCUGAACAUCAAGAAAGUCACAAAAGAAGAUUGUGGACUUUACUCCUGCAGACAAUAUGUGAAUAAACAACAAGGAACUGAUGCAUAUGUUUAUCUCCAUGUUCUUCAUGUCUCUUCAUCAUCCUCACAGUCUGAGAUCAGAUCAGGCAGCUCUGUGACUCUCUCCUGUCAGUUAUAUUAUAAUUAUGAUCUGUUCACUUGUGAUUCUUUGGUUGGUUUUGAGGGACUUGAGGUGAUCUGGGUGAAUCAGGCUGGUGUGAAUCUGCAGACAGACUCCAGAUUUCAGAUAUCAUUCUCCUCAGAACAGUGUCUCAGCUCUCUGACUACAACACUCCUGAAUGAAGAUCACAACAGAGAGUGGAGAUGUCAGGUUAAACACAGAAAUCAACUGAAGACCUCAGCCACAUAUACUGUCAAGUAUCAGACUCCAACCGAAACAAAGACACCGUCUCCAGUCACCAUCUCUAAAUCACCUGCAGCUCCUACACAACCAGCUCCAACCGAAACAAAGACACCGUCUCCAGUCACCAUCUCUAAAUCACCUGCAGCUCCUACACAACCAGCUUCAGUCGAUUCAACACUGAUUCCAGUCAGCAGCUCAAACUCUGAGAAGAAAUCAAGUCAAACUACAGCAGCAGCUUCUACAAAACAAGAGACACAGACUACACACACCCCUGAGACUACUUCAGCUACACAGCAAGUCUCUCUCUCAGUGAUCUGGAUUGCUGUUGCUGCUGCAUUGGCUGUUCUGAUUACUGCUGUUAUUCUUUGGGUGAUUCGCAGAAAAAGAGCUGAUAAGAGAAAAGGGACUAAUGACUCUGUGGAGCAGAAAGAUGAUGUGACUUAUACUGAGGUUGUCACACACUGCAAAAUCAGAGCCAAAAAGAACAAGGUUCAUGAUGAUGAUAAAGUGACUUAUUCUUCUAUCAGAGGAGCAACAGUUAGACCUCAGGAUGACUGGAGUUAACUUGCAUUUGUAAACAAGAACCAUCAGUAAUAAGUUAAACGGUCAUUAAUUAUACAAAUACCUCCUAAUAUCAAACAUAGAGGAAUAUGAACCUUAUAUUAUUGACUCCUAAGGGUUUCAUUCAGUCCCAUUGUAAAUGCUGUCUCUCACAUUUUAACAAACAGUCCCAAGUGGUGAUUUGAUUGUAAUGUUUUGGUCAGCUUGGGAUGUUUAUUUAAAAGUAACUGUCUGCUUGUUGAAUUAAUGUUAGUGCCUUUAUUAAUACUUCUGGAUUGUGCAUCAACUUCUAUGCUUGUACAAAUAAAAUAAAAGACAGUUUCCCUCUUAGAUCAUUCUCAUUAAAUCAUCUGUUUUCUUGAGAGAUUACUGCAGACUAGUUAGCUGUCAGCUUGCGCUAAUUAUGAAAACAGAAAGAGUUAUGUGAUGAUUUAAAUGUUUAUCACAAUAAGACACAAAUGAUAAUGUGGUGUUUGAGCAGCUGCUUUCAGUAACACUUGUAAUAUCAGAUUUUAUUUGCCAGUAAUGUAAAACAUGAAGCAGCCUGUCAUGUCAAAUGUAUAUUUACAGUGAAUUAUUCCUGUGCAGAUUUGGUAGACAUCAUACAGAAACCUCUUGAUUGUAUGUGUUCAAACUUUAAGGAUACAGUGGACUUUUUGCAAAACUAUUUCUGUUAGUGAGCAGAUUGUGCCUGUGAGGGACUUAAUUGUCAGUGGUUUUUCAUUGUAAAUAUGUUGCAGCGUAACUGUUUUAACAUCCUCUUUUAAACUAUUUCUGUGCUUGAGGUAUUUGUGAGUAAUGCAGAAGCUUAAUUUAACAGCUGUAAGAGCUGAGAGUUAGUUUUGAAGAAACAGAAGAAGUCAUUUUAUGAUUUAAUGGUUCUAUUGACUAUUGUUUAAAGGGGUCAUAUGAUGCGAUUUUCAGAUUUUCCUUUCUCUUUGAAAUGUUACAAGCUCUUGGUGAAUAAAGAUCUA